Molecule: messenger RNA, 753 nt
Organism: Aspergillus chevalieri
Lineage: Eukaryota; Fungi; Ascomycota; Eurotiomycetes; Eurotiales; Aspergillaceae
Product: U1A/U2B'/SNF family RNA-binding protein
Exons: 4
Coding region: 1-753 (250 amino acids)
Molecular function (GO): RNA binding
Source: RefSeq, a predicted model, not a curated record
AUGGCGACCGUAGCAGCCAAUUCCAGCAUCCCCCCUAAUCCUACAGUCUAUGUCCGCAACCUCCAAGAACGUAUCAAAAUCGACAACCUCAAAGAAGCCCUGGAAGAGCUCUUCUCCGAAUAUGGCACCAUCGUCGAGAUAAUCGCCAAAACCAACCUCAAGGCCAAGGGCCAGGCCUUUAUUGUCUUUGACAACGUGGAGUCUGCUACGAACGCUAUUGAAGAAAUCAAUGGGUUCGAGCUGUUUGAGAAGCCGAUGGUGUUGGAUUAUGCGAAGACGAGGAGUGAUGCGACGGUUUUGAGAGAGGGUGGUGGUGAGGAGUUAGAGGCACAUAAGAGGAGGAGGUUGGCUGAGAAGGAGCGCAAACAAGCUCACGAAGCUCUCGAAACCCAGAAGAAACUUAAGCGUCCCGCCGGUGCUGCCCCCGAUACCGCCCGUCCCGCCAAAACGACCAAAGGCGCCGGUCUCAAGCCGACAAGCGGUGCAGCAGCAACGGUCAUCCCAGACGAAUACCUCCCUCCGAACAAGAUUCUCUUCUUGCGGGACCUCCCCGACAACAUCGACCAGGAUACGCUUACGAGUGUGUUUGGGCGUUUUGAGGGAUUUACGGAGGCCAGAUUGGUACCUGGACGGAAGGGAAUUGCUUUCGUUGAGUACGAGAACGAGUCUGGGGCUAUUAGUGCUAAGGAGGCUACGUCGGGAAUGCCUAUGGGAGAUGGAAAACCUAUUCGGGUCACGUACCAGAGACAGUGA